Magallana angulata is the source of this 631-nucleotide messenger RNA. RefSeq lists its product as uncharacterized. The transcript is spliced from 4 exons. Bases 1 to 588 code for a protein of 195 amino acids. Lineage: Eukaryota; Metazoa; Mollusca; Bivalvia; Ostreida; Ostreidae. The record is from RefSeq and is a predicted model, not a curated record.
AUGACAUAUUAUACCUUGCAAGUAAUAACGGAAACAUGGGGGUUGAUAUUGGACAAACAAAGGGGAGAUUUUCAACGCCCAAGCAAAGCAAUACUAUAUAAGCAAGACAGUUUUAAGUACCUGUAUUUUAUUUUGACAAAUUAUAAUUUCCUCUCAACAAAUAUGUUUAUUUUAUUAUUACUAACUUUUGGACUCCAGUGCAAAACAGCUGCAGUAAAGAAUGAUAAAAGCAUAGUUGUAGAUGACGAGUGUGUGUACACAAAGAAUGGUGAAAUUCAGUUUGCAAAAUUUAAUGAAACAACACAAAUUUGCUGCGCCAGAUCUGGUGUUCACGACAAAUGUCAGCAGGAACAGGAAGUACAAUGUUGUGGAGAUAAAAUUUACAGACCAGGUAAAGAGAUUUGCUGUGAAGAUAAGCCAUACUCAUCACAAAACCACAGAUGCUGUGGAAACAUAAUAACAAGUUUAACAGAAAGAUGUGGCAACAAGAGAGGAAGGGACAUUCUGCGCUUUACAAGACGCAUUUGGAAAUCGUGGCUAAGAAAAUCGAGGCGGGGGAAAUCAAUAUUGAUGAUGAUAUUCCUUUGAAAAAAGAUAGCUUAAUGUCGUGCAAGUUUUGUAUGCGCUAGCA